AUGAGUACUGCGGGGCAUUCAGAUCCAGUACCCAUAGGUAACGGCGGUAGUGGAACAGAGCAGGAUUUCCACUACAAAUUCACUGUGCAAAAGGGUUUUUUCCAGCAGAGUGAGGAUGAGACGGAUGACAAGGAUUUUGAUUUUAAAACUUCGAAUUUCGGACUAAUCAAUCGUACGUAUCCUACGGAUUCGGACGAAGGCAAAGAGAAGGGAACGCAAUGGCAACGCUUUGAAAAGUACGUCCGCAGUCUCGAAGCGACCAAGCAAGCCGGUGAAAGCUACAAGGUGCUUUUCCUAGGUCGCCACGGUCAAGGCUGGCAUAACGUUGCGGAAACGAAGUAUGGGACGAAAGCUUGGGAUUGCUACUGGUCCGCUCUCGACGGCGCAGACGGCAUAACCUGGGCAGAUGCGCAUCUGACUCCCCUCGGCGAAGCCCAGGCAAAAGCCGUGCAUGAACUUUGGUCUGUUCAACUCGCAAACGGGAUUCCCGUCCCGGAAACCUAUUACGUCUCCCCUUUGACACGUACAAUCCAAACAGCCACCCACUCCUUCUCCACCCUCCCACUCCCCGCCUCAUCCCCCUACAAACCCUUCAUCAAAGAACUCCUCCGCGAAGCCCUCGGCGUUCACACUUGUGACCGCCGCAGCACGCGCUCGCAAAUUCAAGCUGCACACCCCAAUCUCACGUUCGAACCGGGGUUCGCGGAGCAAGACGAGUUGUGGCUGCCUGACUACCGCGAGCCGCGGUCCGCACGGCAUUAUCGGCUUGCUGUGUUGCUGGAUGAGGUGUUUGAAGGGGACGACGGGGUGGUGGUGUCAAUGACGAGUCAUUCGGGGGCGAUUGGGAGUUUGUUGGUGGGCUUGGGACAUCGUGAAUUUGCGCUGGAAACGGGGGGCGUGAUACCUGUGUUUGUUAAAGGAGAACGGGUGCAGGGGAAACGACCGGUUCCGCCAAAGGAACCGAGUGAUGCGCCGCCGUUGUGUCCGGAGCCGCCUGUAGAUAUGUAG
Bipolaris oryzae ATCC 44560 is the source of this 1008-nucleotide messenger RNA. RefSeq lists its product as uncharacterized. Gene Ontology annotation, molecular function: phosphatase activity. Bases 1 to 1008 code for a protein of 335 amino acids. Gene Ontology annotation, cellular component: cytoplasm. The transcript has 5 exons. Lineage: Eukaryota; Fungi; Ascomycota; Dothideomycetes; Pleosporales; Pleosporaceae. The record is from RefSeq and is a predicted model, not a curated record.